Guillardia theta CCMP2712 is the source of this 867-nucleotide messenger RNA. RefSeq lists its product as hypothetical. The transcript has a single exon. Gene Ontology annotation, molecular function: protein binding. The record is from RefSeq and is a predicted model, not a curated record. The annotation marks the transcript as partial. Lineage: Eukaryota; Cryptophyceae; Pyrenomonadales; Geminigeraceae.
ACCAUAGUCAGCGGGAGUGACGAUAAGACAUUGAGGGUGUGGGACGUUGACAGCAUGAAGCAGAAGGCUUGUCUCAAGGGUCAUAGUGAUGCGGUAGAGAGCGUGGCGAUCAGCGGGGACGGCAAGACGGCUGUCAGCGGGAGUAGGGACAAGACGCUGAGGAUGUGGGACCUUGGGAGCAUGACGCCGAAGGCUUGUCUUGGAGGUCAUAGUGACUGGGUAUACAGCGUUGUGAUCAGCGGGGACGGCAAGACGGCUGUCAGCGGGAGUGACGAUAAGACGCUGAGGGUGUGGGACCUUGGGAGCAUGAAGCAGAAGGCUUGUCGUAAGGGUCAAAGUGACUUGGUAAGGAGCGUGGCGAUCAGCGGGGACGGCAAGACGGCUGUCAGUGGUAGCUGGGACAAGACGCUGAGGGUGUGGGACCUUGGGAGCAUGACGCAGAAGGCUUGUCUUGGAGGUCAUCAAGAUCAGGUAUGGAGCGUUGCAAUCAGCGGGGACGGCAAGACGGCUGUCAGCGGGAGUAGGGAUUGGACUUUGAGGGUGUGGGACCUUGGGAGCAUGAAGCAGAAGGCUUGUCUUAGAUGUCAUAUUGAUGCGGUAUACAGCGUGGUGAUCAGCGGGGACGGCAAGACGGCUGUCAGCGGGAGUGCCGAUACGACGCUGAGGGUGUGGGACCUUGGGAGCAUGACGGAGAAGGCUUGUCUUCAGGGUCAUAGUAGUGCGGUAGAGAGCGUGGCGAUCAGCGAGGACGGCAAGACGGCCGUCAGCGGGAGUAGCGAUGCGACGUUGAGAGUGUGGGACCUUGAGAGCAUGGAGGAGAAAGCCUGCCUCAGAGGUCAUAGUCGUAGCGUAUCCAGCGUGUCUCUC